Sphenostylis stenocarpa is the source of this 2523-nucleotide messenger RNA. The record is from the annotation of a GenBank genome assembly. NCBI's taxonomy places the organism in Eukaryota, Viridiplantae, Streptophyta, Magnoliopsida, Fabales, Fabaceae.
AUGGUAGUUGAAGCUCAAAUCAUCAAGCCUAUCGGCAAGGGCAUCGUCCAUAGAAUUUGCUCCGGUCAAGUUAUCCUUGACCUCUCUUCCGCCGUCAAGGAACUUGUCGAAAACAGCUUGGACGCCGGCGCCACCAGCAUCGAGAUCUCCCUCAAAGACUUCGGCGAACAGUGGUUUCAGGUCAUCGACAACGGUUGCGGCAUUGCUCCCAACAAUUUCAAGCUUCUUGCGCUGAAGCAUCACACGUCGAAGUUAGCGGAAUUUCACGAUCUUCAGUCUCUCACCACUUUUGGCUUCCGUGGGGAGGCGCUGAGCUCGCUUUGCGCGUUGGGGAACUUGACCGUUGAAACAAGAACAGUGAGCGAACCAGUUGCUACGCACUUGACUUUCGAUAAUUCAGGUGUUCUCGUGACAGAAAGGAAAACUGCUCGGCAAAUUGGAACCACUGUUAUGGUAAAAAAGUUGUUCUCCAAUUUGCCUGUUCGGAGCAAAGAGUUCAGUCGUAACAUACGUAGGGAAUAUGGCAAAUUGGUUUCUCUGUUGAAUUUAUUUGUUAAUGAGAUGAUUUACAUAUUUCAGGCUUAUGCGCUUAUAGCAAAAGGUGUUCGUUUUGUCUGCACCAACACGACUGGUAAAAAUGUGAGGUCUGUGGUUCUUAAGACGCAAGGAAGUGGUUCACUUAAAGAUAACAUCAUAACAGUGCUUGGCAUGAACACUUUCAACUGCUUAGAGCCUGUAACAUUGUCUAUAUCUGAUUCUUGCAAGGUUGAAGGUUUUCUUUCAAAGUCGGGACAGGGUAACGGUCGCAACUUGGGAGACAAGCAGUAUUUUUUUGUGAAUGGUAGACCGGUGGAUAUUCCUAAAGUUAGCAAACUUGUGAAUGAAUUGUAUAAGGGUGCAAACUCCAAACAGUAUCCUAUUGCUAUUUUGAAUUUUACGGUUCCGACAAGAGCGUAUGAUGUCAAUGUGACUCCUGACAAGAGGAAAAUAUUUUUUUCGGAAGAAAGUGCCAUAUUGCAAGCCCUGAGAGAGGGCUUGCUACAAAUUUAUUCUGCUAGUAAUGUCUGUUAUUCUGUUAAUGAAGUUAUGCUGCCUGCUGAAAAAGAAGAGUGUGUUGAGUUAUGUUCCUCCCGUGGGAAGUCUCCUAUUGUAAUGAAACUAUCAUCCCCAAAUGGUAGCAUUUCUCUAGACAAAAUGAAUACAGAGUGCGACAAUGAUACUAGGGAUGAACUUGAGGAGAAACAUAUUACUGAUUUAAAAAAUGUUUCUGAAUCUAUUAAUGAGUAUCAGUACUCACUUGUUGAAGAAGGGUUAAUUUGUGAUAAUAAUGAGAAUUUAAUGAACCAAGAGUUCACACUAAGAGCACAUAGCUCUUCAAAGGAUGAAAAUAGUGGAAGACAGUCAGCACGUCCAGGUAGAAUUAUACCUGAUCAAGCUACCCUUGUCACAAGGACAAUUGAGAGUGGCAACACUUCUAGUAAAUAUUCAUUUGACCGUUCAAGACAUAUUCAGUCCACUCUUAACAACUUUGUUUCCAUAAAUAAAAGAAAUCGUGAUAGUGUCAUUAGAGCUUUAUCUGAAGUGCCUGUUCUUAGAAAUGAAGCUCUUCAUUGUCAAUUGAAGACUGCAAAUACCGAAUCAAAUGACCUGAUUACAAGAUCAUCACUUUGUUUUGACCAAAUUGAUGAACCUGCUAGGGCAAGUGAGAUUGAAUCUUUCAAGCAGCCUAAUCCUGUUAACGUUUACCACAAAACUGAAAAAUUAGUUUCUUUUAAUGGUGACUCAUCUGGCAGAGAACCUGAAUCCAAUAUGGAAAUCGAGCUAAAGAAUAAUACACCUCUAGCCGAUAUUCAAUCAAUUACUCCUGGCAUUGAUAUGAUCACUACAGAUGUUUUUGCCUCAAACCCUCCAUUACACUCGUCACCUGUACAGUUAGAUUCUUCAAAGUCUUCUGGUCAGCUUUCACAAUCACAAGUUGGAGAUCAGAAAGAAAGGACCUUGGAAGCAGCAGCUAUUGAACUUGAAAGAAUUUUUAAGAAGGAAGACUUCAGUAGAAUGAAGGUUAUUGGGCAGUUCAAUCUUGGGUUUAUCAUUUGUAAAUUGGAUCAAGAUUUAUUCAUUGUGGAUCAGGUAAUUACCAAUAUGCUUUUUGGAAUUAGUGAUGUUAAGGAGCUCAUCUCUACCCUGUCAGAUGGUGAUGGUCACAUGGAAUGUUCCAUUGUUGGUAGCUUUAAACUGGACUCCUCAGAUUCUAUUUGCCCAUCAAGAGUUCGCGCAAUGUUGGCAUCACGUGCAUGUCGAUCAUCAAUUAUGGUUGGUGAUGCACUUGGAAGAAAUGAAAUGCAGAAGAUACUUGACCAUAUGGCUGAGCUCAAAUCCCCAUGGAAUUGUCCUCAUGGCAGACCAACCAUGCGCCAUUUAGUCGACUUGGCAAAAAUUCAUAAGAGCAUGCUUGAUUUGCCGUACUUAUCGGACAUUCAUCCUGCUUUACUUCGCAAAUGGUCUCUGCAAAAUGCUCUGUAG